AUGCAAAAUAAAAAAAUAAUAAUUUAAUUUAUAAAAUGUUGAAUUUAUAAUAAUGUUCUAAAAGACAACACAAGUACAAAUAUUUAUUAAAAAUAUCAAAAUAUAUACUUAACGUUAGUGAUCACGUUAACGAUAAUGUGAUUUCGGUUUAAGGUUCUUUUUUAAAUCGAGUACUCGUAAAUCGUUUAUAAGUUUUACUUCACUAAUGUUUACAUUUACACAAUUGAAUUAAAACCAAACAAUUAUUGUUAAUAAUAAUGUCGGCCGAUAUCAAAUCGUCUGAAGAUGAAAUAUUAAGCUUACGCAGAGAAAUACAAGCAUUAAAGGAGGAGUGUGAAGCAAAGGAGCAGAGACUCUUGGAAUUGCAAAAACAGCAAAAUGUAACAAUAGCAACACAGUAUGGCAGCCGCCUAAGCAAUGAGGACAUUGAAAGGUAUAGUCGCCAAUUAAUUUUACCUAAUUUUGGGGUAAAAGGCCAAAUAAAAUUGAAAGAGACGUCAUUUCUAAUUGUGGGACUGGGAGGAUUAGGUUGUCCUUCCUCACAAUAUCUAUUGGCUGCUGGCUGUGGUCGUUUGGGUUUAGUCGACUACGAUGAAGUAGAACGGAGCAACUUUCAUAGACAAACUCUCCACACAGAAGCAAGAGUCGGAAUGACAAAAGUGGAUUCAGCUAAAGCAGCUUUGUUGGAAAUAAAUCCUCAUUGUCAAAUUGACUGUCAUCGUCUUUUGCUGAAUAGUGAAAAUGCUUUGGAACUGCUGCGUCAGUACGAUGUCAUAUUGGAUUGUACGGACAAUGUGGCAACUAGAUAUUUAUUAAAUGACGCUUGUGUAAUGCUGAAUCGACCACUGAUAUCAGGAAGUGCACUACAGAUGGAUGGCCAACUGACGGUAUAUAAUUAUGGAGAUAAUGGUCCUUGUUAUAGAUGCCUGUUCCCAGUACCACCGCCACCUGAGACGGUUACAAAUUGUGGAGAUGGGGGUGUAUUAGGGGCUGUUACCGGAAUCAUUGGCUCGUUGCAAGCAUUGGAAGCCAUAAAAGUGGCAUUGGGAUAUUCCAGUAGUGAAGUAUUGUCGGGCCGUUUACUUCUUUUUGAAGGUUCACGCAGCAUGUUUCGAAAUAUACGACUCCGGGGCAAGCGUGCGGACUGCGAUGUUUGUUCAUCAACUCCUUUGAUAAAUCAUCUAGUUGACUAUGAACAAUUUUGUGGUAUGCGGGCUUCAGACAAGAAUGUUGCAUUAAACAUUUUAUCCCCUGAAAAUCGUUUGACCGUUGAAGAAUAUCGUGAUAACAUUGAAAAUAACCCACACAUGUUAAUUGACGUUAGACAACCGGCUGAAUAUGAAAUUUGCCAUUUGGCUAAAUCCGAAAAUAUUCCCUUAAAAUCACUUUUAGAUGAUUCGUAUUUGAAACUUAAUGAUGAAACAAUAAAAAGCUCCAAUCAGCCUAUUGUUUUAUUGUGUAGGCGUGGAAAUGAUUCACAAAUAGCUGCUCAGCAUUUAAUACAAACAUUUCCAAAUCGUAAAAUAUACGAUAUUAAAGGUGGUCUAUACUCCUGGCAUUAUAAAAUUGAUAAAAAUCUACCAAUCUAUUAGAUUGUUCGAAAAAACAUUGAUGGAAAUAUUAUUGAACACAAUCAGUACAUAAAUUAAUCUUAAUUUCUAUAUGUGGUAUGUAUGAAGGUAUGCUGAAAAUAUCAAUUGUUUUUUUUUUUUUUU
Messenger RNA from Lucilia sericata (common green bottle fly), 1715 nucleotides. It is a transcript of the gene Uba4, whose product is annotated as adenylyltransferase and sulfurtransferase MOCS3. Bases 258 to 1592 code for a protein of 444 amino acids. The record is from RefSeq and is a predicted model, not a curated record. Gene Ontology annotation, biological process: protein urmylation; tRNA wobble position uridine thiolation. Gene Ontology annotation, cellular component: cytosol; cytoplasm. Gene Ontology annotation, molecular function: adenylyltransferase activity; thiosulfate-cyanide sulfurtransferase activity; URM1 activating enzyme activity. The transcript has a single exon. Lineage: Eukaryota; Metazoa; Arthropoda; Insecta; Diptera; Calliphoridae.